AUGGCUGAAGAAAGCGUGAAGUUGUUUGGGAAUUGGGCAAGUCCUUCUACUCUAAGGGUUAAAUGGGCUCUGAAACUGAAGGGAAUCCAGUUCGAGUAUGUUGAAGAGGAUCUCUCAAACAAGAGUCCCUUGCUGUUGCGAUACAACCCAGUUCACCAAAAGGUUCCAGUUCUUGUACACAACGGUAGACCGUUAGCGGAAUCACUUCUCAUCAUUGAAUAUAUUGAUGAGAUAUGGAAACAUAAUCCUCUCCUCCCAGAAGAUCCCUAUGAAAGGGCCCAGGCACGCUUUUGGGCCAAAUUCUUCGACGAGGAGAUGUACUGUGUGCAUGCAUGUAUUGUUGUCGCCUGGAUUUAUGGAGAUAGUAAUUACGAGACUGCUGAAGCUCUUCUUCCUACACAGUAUCUGGCUGUGAGUCCGGGUACCACCAUUCUGGAUAAGCUGAAUCGGUAUCGAAUUGAGCAUUGA
Pistacia vera is the source of this 468-nucleotide messenger RNA. RefSeq names its product glutathione transferase GST 23-like. The transcript has 2 exons. Gene Ontology annotation, biological process: glutathione metabolic process. Gene Ontology annotation, molecular function: glutathione transferase activity. The record is from RefSeq and is a predicted model, not a curated record. Lineage: Eukaryota; Viridiplantae; Streptophyta; Magnoliopsida; Sapindales; Anacardiaceae. Gene Ontology annotation, cellular component: cytoplasm. Bases 1 to 468 code for a protein of 155 amino acids.